UAUUCCGAGAAAAAGGAAAAGGAUGGACCGGUGGAGCGGAGAGAAGAAGCGGUUGGCUGCUCUCUCACUUAAAGCGUGUGAAAGUUUUCUAUAGAUAGAAAUUAGAGCAAGCCAUAUUAGAGAAAAGACUGUGUUUUGGUGACAGAGAGAGAGAGAGAGAGAGAGAGAGAGAGAGAGAGCUUUCUUCUCAGACCGGUAGAAUUACUCUGAGAAGGAAACAAAAACCCUCGAAGGCAAGAGAUGAAAUAAAUGAAGGAAGAAUGAAACAGAGCAGUCUGUUCGGCCACUCAAGGGAACUAACGUCGGCCCUCGUUUGAUAUUCUCCGUCCCAUGGCGAAAACAGGGGUCUUUAAAUCCGAUCCGAUGGUGAUGACUAAGGCGAUGGAAUUAAAGAAAGAACUGCAGAAGCUAGUGAGGAACAUUGUGGAUGAUGAGGAUUACCGGACGGAAUUGAUUGAUCAAGCAAGAGAGACUCUUUUUGCUUUGAAGGGACUGAAGGUGAAGAGGAGAUCAUCGUCGUUGAAGCUGCGUGAAACAGUGUUGUGCCCUGAAGAGUUUAAGUGCCCUUUAUCCAAGGAAUUGAUGAGAGAUCCUGUGGUUUUGGCUACAGGCCAGACGUAUGAUAGACCCUUCAUCCAGAAAUGGCUGAAAGCAGGCAAUCGGACGUGCCCUCUAACGCAACAAGUACUGUCGCACACGAUUCUCACUCCUAAUCUGUUGAUAAGGGAAAUGAUAUCGCAGUGGUGUAAGAGUCAGGGGUUAGAAUUGCCAGACCUUUCUCAAAAUGUUAACGAGGAAGGAAUAACAGAAGCAGAUCGCGACCAUUUUCUGUCUUUGCUUGAAAAAAUGUCUCUAACACUUCCUGAACAAAAAGAUGCAGCAAGGGAGCUGAGGCUGUUGACAAAGAGGAUGCCUUCAUUCCGGGCGUUAUUCAGCGAGUCACUUGAGGCCAUUCCUCAAUUGCUCAGACCACUCUCUGAGGGUAAGUCUGGAAGUUCGAUGUACCCUGAUCUCCAAGAAGAUAUCAUCACCACCCUGUUGAACCUUUCGAUCCACGACAAUAACAAGAAGCUUGUUGCUGAAACCCCCAUGGUAAUUCCUCUUCUUAUGGAAGCAUUAAGGUCUGGAAGUAUUGAGACGAGGACUAAUGCAGCUGCUGCCCUUUUCACACUCUCUGCUCUAGAUUCCAACAAGACACUGAUCGGCAAAUCAGGUGCCCUGAAACCACUUAUUGACCUUUUAGAGGAGGGACAUCCUUCAGCUAUGAAAGAUGUUGCUUCUGCAAUUUUUAACCUGUGUAUCAUCCAUGAAAACAAGGCGAGAGCUGUGAGGGAUGGUGCAUUAAAGGUGAUUCUGACGAAGAUCAUGAAUGGUAUGCAUGUUGAUGAAUUAUUGGCUAUCCUCGCUGUGCUUGCUAGUCAUCAAAAGGUGGUCGAGGAACUGGGAGACUCUGGAGCUGUUCCUUGCCUGCUUCGCAUUAUCAGGGAGAGCACCUGUGACCGCAACAAGGAAAAUUGCAUCGCCAUUCUCCAUACCAUCUGUUUGAACGACCGAACCAAGUGGAAAGUAAUGAGGGACGAGGAGAGUUCUUACGGAACAAUUUCUAAACUGGCUCGACAUGGCACUUCAAGGGCCAAGAGGAAAGCUAAUGGCAUCCUCGAGAGACUGAACAGGGCUGUCAAUCUGACUCAUACAGCAUAAUGAAUCCAGCUAUGAAUCCCUCUCAAAUUCAAACGUGUAAAUUCUACAUCUGUUUUCAGCACUUUGGUUGUCGAGGCAGCUCCCGCACGUGUCAUUCUCAAUCAUCUUCCUGUAAAUUCUCUUCAUCGGUAUUUCUAUUUCAGGCUUUUGGGUUAGUCAUUGUGAAUAAACACUAAACUUGCCAUAAUUUUUUUUCAAUUUUGUUUGGUGCUA
Populus nigra (black poplar) is the source of this 1914-nucleotide messenger RNA. Its product is annotated as U-box domain-containing protein 9. Gene Ontology annotation, biological process: protein ubiquitination. Gene Ontology annotation, molecular function: protein binding; ubiquitin-protein transferase activity. Gene Ontology annotation, cellular component: cytoplasm; nucleus. The record is from RefSeq and is a predicted model, not a curated record. The coding region runs from base 331 to 1701 and encodes 456 amino acids. Lineage: Eukaryota; Viridiplantae; Streptophyta; Magnoliopsida; Malpighiales; Salicaceae. The transcript is spliced from 2 exons.